GUGGAAACAUUUCUCAUUGGCAAGAACAUUGACAACAAGUCUGAUUUGUGCUGGCAGGUUUAUCUUAAUCACGUGAAGAAAUAUUCAUUUACCUCAUUAGCUAUAAGUAGGCCCUGAUGUGUUUGUGUAUCAUGAGAAGAGGACAGAUUGAUGGUAGACGACUGCUCAUUUGUUCCACCGUAUUUUGAUCAGAUCGUUUCUAGACUGCUGCUGUUGUUGUUGCACUUUCAGUUGCAGAUUUGCGUAUAUCCGUGCUGCUUGUGAGCAAUUUAUUCUACAUUUGAUCGUUUGAUUCUGUACCAGGUACACAUCUAGUCUCGGGAUGAAGCUGUAUUCAUUAUCUAUCAGUUUUCGUUCAGAAGAUGGAAAGGUUAAUCUUCUCAAAGCUGAACAUGAUCUGUCUUCGUUUGGUUAUUUUCAGAGGUCGAGUGUAAGAGAGUUUAUGGAAUUUACCAGUAAAAUUUUAGUGGAGAGGACAGCUGUAUGUACCCGAGCCUCAGUCAAAGAACAAGAUUACAUGUGUCAUGUGUAUGUACGGAGUGACUCCCUGUCUGCUGUACUAUUGGCUGAUCAUGAAUACCCUCAGAGAGUUGCUCAUACACUGCUUAACAAGAUUUUAGACGAGUUUUCCAAUAAGGUCCCAAAGGGAAUAUGGUCUACAGCAAAGCCAAGUGAAGUGGAUUUUCCUGACCUUGAACCUUAUUUGAAAAAAUACCAGAACCCAAAAGAAGCCGAUGCCAUGACAAAGAUACAGACAGACUUGGAUGAAACCAAAAUCAUUCUUCACAAUACAAUAGAGGCUGUUUUACAAAGAGGGGAGAAAUUAGACGACCUGGUAUUGAAAUCAGAAGGAUUAAGUACUCAGUCUAAAACAUUUUACAAGACGGCUAAGAAGACCAACUCUUGCUGUGUGAUAUUGUGAUUGCAUUGCUGUGGUUAACAAGCUGACGUGCGAGGAAGCUUAGUUCCUGAUGUAAUUGUCUGUACACAUGCUGUAUGUAAGGAGAAAGCUUUUAAUUUUAAUGAUAUGGAGUUAAAUCCUUGUGUGUGUCAGUGAUGCUAGAGACAAUCCUUACAACGAUGAUUACUUACAGCUUUGAUCAUAUAGGUUAAAAGAAAAUGAAGUGCUCUUUUGUGGGGUGGCUUACACAAAGCCAUUCCUGACGUACGUUAAAAAUUGAGUUUACGACUUCAAAAUGCAAACUUUUGAACGCCACUUAAAUUUUGUUUUAAAGCAGAUGUGUUAAAAUUUCAACUUCGUUGUGACAUUGUUUUAAAUAUUGCCAUUAAUGGCUUUGUGGUACAGGCGCCAGGAGCCCAAUACCAGGUAACUUGAACACUGGAAAGUACAUCAUCUCGGAAAAGGCCAUAGCUAUGACAUUCACAUACGAGUUCUGAUUCUUCUGACAGUUUUAACUGUUUCUCAAAUGGACGUACAUGUAUAACAGACCGUCAAUCACUGCCUGCUUUCUUCCACACAUAAACUUGAAUGCUGUCAAAAACAAGUGAAGCAUAGUUGGGUAAGGCGUAAAACAUAAUCAAAUAUAAACAUAGAUAAAAGUAAUUGAUCUCAUUAAUAUAAGUUGAUAUAAAAAUGAAACUGAUUUGGUACAAGUCUGAAUCAAAGAUAGACAUGCAAUAUAGUAUUUGUCAUAAGGUUGAUAUACUUCCAUUACUUAUUCAGUAUGGUACGGUUAGUACCUGAAUGUUGAUAGUGCUGAAUUUAGUCCUCUUUAUAUUGCUGUGGAUUAAGACUCUUUAUUGUCACAAAGCUUUUUCAAUUCAGUUUUUCAAUACACGCCAUGUUUAAGAUGUAAGUCCCAUAUGGUUAGAAUAGGUGUGAAAGUCAGGAUUGUGAAGUGGGAUAUCAUUAGUAUAAUGGGUAAAGAUAUUCAGUGUAAAAGUUUACAUUCUAAUUUAUUAUAUAACUGAAUGGCUUCACAGCAGAUUCUGUUCUGUGAUUUAUUCAGUUUGGUCAUGUGAUGAACACUAGCAACUUCUUACGGGAAUACAUGGCAGUUAGACUUUGUUCUCAGCUUUACUACAAUGUCAUGUGUAGUGACAGCUCCAACGCUUCAUGUUUGUGGCUGGCCAGAAAAAUAUGCUCCAGUCAUAUUUUCAUUUUAUUAUUCAGAGUUGUAUAUAAUAAAACUGCUACAAACUUUUGAUUUGGUGAAUACAGAGUUUAACAGACCCUCAAGAAAGAAUGUGGACUUCUGUCUUUGACAGUAACCAGUAUUACUUUUUUAGGCCUGUAAUGCUCUGUAUCAUGGUUAAGCCAUUACUGUAUAAUAUGUAUGUAUGUGUGUAUGCUAUUAGAUAUACCUUUAUAUUCAUAUGUUAACAUACUUUGCAUAUACUCCUGGAAAGUGCUUCAUCGCCAUGGUAAUGUACAGAUAAUGUAAUUAUUAUUUAAUUAUGUUUUAUUCUGGUAACAUUAAUCAAGAAUUUCAUCAGAUUUUAUACAUACAAAGUCUACUUCAUGUAUGACAUAUGGCUGUGGCCUACAUAUUAAAGAUGAUAUGGUGAUUUUGUGUAAACAUUGACUUGAUCACAUGCGUGUCUGUACUUGUCUGUAUUAGUUUGGAACAUUCAUUUGGAUCAUCUCCAAGGAUUGCUCAUGUCUGUUUCAUCUGUUUGAUCUCCUGGGACAUUUGUAGGGGAUAACUUAUCUUUUACUACAGUAUGCAGGCCUUUAAAGUAUUGCUGGAAAAAAUGUCAAAAAAACCUUAGCCAUAAAGUUUGUUCAGUCCGAUCUAGAAGUCCUACAUUGUUAAACGACAUUAAAGUUUGACUUGACAUUUGGCCUGGAAAUGCAUGUAACAGUGAUGAUAGAGCCAUUCUAACAGUUUUGUAUUUCCACCUAAAUGUGUACAGUCAGGCAUAUCAUUGAUAACUUCUGGCUGGUGUACAGGCCCUAUGAUCAUUUUUCACCACUUUGAUUAUGCUUGUUUGUAUAAACAUAUAUUCUACUAAGGCGUAAAACUUAAGAGAUUACAGUCAUUUUGGUAUCAUUUUCAUCCAGAACAUAUGAAAUUUUAUUGUGGAUGUUUUUUGUUUUUUUGUUUUUUUUUUGCCUGAUUUAGGGGCCAGUGAAAAUCCUCAGAAUUCCCAUUAAAUGCACAUUGGGGUAUGUCCAUUGUUAGAGGCACUUGUAUAAAAUUGUACAUGUAUUUCUAAAGAUUUCUGUUCCUGUAUACAUAUUAUUUAAAUGUCACAUUCGUUCCAUAUGACUUGUAUUAACUUUGAGAAGGUGUUUUGUGUCUCUUUUUGAUCACAUGCAGUUUGGCGGUGUACAUUGUUUAACCCCACAAGAAGACAGAAAGGGAGAUAACCAUGCUAAAUGAUAAUACUGUUAUACCAGUAUAUUGUCGUAUAUGGCCAGGUUUGUUCUAGGCGUUUUGUGUUUCUUUUGCCAACAGUAGUAUUUCUGUAGAGCACUUUUUGGUCUUGCUUUGUGGCUGAACUCUUCUCGCUAUGUUGUUGAGUUAUUCUAAUCAUGUGAAAGGCUAUAGUAUGUUAUCAGAACUGACGACCUAUAGCAAAGACGGGUGUUAGCAGCAUUUUCCACUUUUCGCAGUUAAGUUUUUGUGGUAUCGUUGGUGUUACCUGGAUAUUCAUGCAGUGUGUUUUGUGUUGAAAAUAGAUUUCCAGGCUGUUCAAAAGAUUUACAUAGUUGUCUCCUUUCCUGUUUUUAUCUGAGGACCGAAGGCUGCAUAGAGCUAUAUAAUUAUGCCUUGUAUUGACACUACAUAGUAUGUAUACGCCUAUGACAUUGUGUCUUCUUGUCGGCAAACUCUAGACACGGCAGUGUCUGCUGCACACCGCUGCGUCAUCAUUUCUUGUGUUGACCCUCUUGAAACUUCAUUGUAUCUGCCUGCAUCAUGUCUUGUAAUAAAAGUAAACCAGUCAAA
Molecule: messenger RNA, 3914 nt
Organism: Liolophura sinensis
Lineage: Eukaryota; Metazoa; Mollusca; Polyplacophora; Chitonida; Chitonidae
Product: synaptobrevin homolog YKT6-like
Exons: 9
Coding region: 323-922 (199 amino acids)
Biological process (GO): endoplasmic reticulum to Golgi vesicle-mediated transport
Cellular component (GO): Golgi apparatus
Molecular function (GO): SNAP receptor activity
Source: RefSeq, a predicted model, not a curated record